AUGGAGCUGGGCCAUGCUGUUUAUCGUCUUUUGAUGUUGUUUACUAUUUUGAUCUGGAGUGCUCGUAUCGCAGAAGCCUACUGGUGCUGGAACCCGUACAUUCAGAAUUGGACAAGAUGUAACUGUAAUUUCCACGCUGACCGUUGCUUCUUCGAUGAAGAUCUUUUCAACCGAACAGGCUCCGGUGGUCACUGCAUGGAAUGCCGUGACGACACCUCUGGUGUUAGUUGUGAGCGUUGCCGUGACAACUACUUCAGGACAUCUUCAGAUGCCCGAUGCCAGCCUUGUAACUGUGACCAAACAGGAUCAUUGAACCAGCAGUGUGAUAGUGCAGGACGUUGCCAGUGCAAGGUGGGAGUAGGAGGAGAUAAGUGUAACCAGUGCCUCCCUAACUACUAUGACUUUAGUGAAGGUGGAUGCAGGAGUUGUGAAUGUGUACGUGCAGGAAGUCUGGACAACAAUCCAGACUGCAACCAAGGUACGGGUCUCUGCAACUGUAAACUUCAUGUUGAAGGAAGGGACUGUGAGACCUGCAAACCUGGUUUCUUCAACCUGCAAGAGUCUGAUGAGUUUGGAUGUCUCCCUUGUUUCUGUCAUGGGCAUUCAGCAUCCUGCUCCUCCGCUCCCGGGUACGAGAUUGCCUACAUAGAAUCAAACUUCAAUACAGGUCUUGAUGGAUGGAGGGCUGAGAGGCGCGGUGGGGGAGAGGAGCUGCUUGUUUAUAAUGCUAUCAGGCAGGACAUUGGUAUCGCGACUGUAGACAACCAACCUAUGUAUUUCGUCGCCCCAGAGGAGUACCUUGGUAACAAACUCUUUAGCUAUGGCCAAGACCUGAGCUUCAAGCUUCGCCUUGGUAGUGAUGAUGUAGGUCUCAGCGUGGAAGAUCUUGUGCUUGAAGGAAAUGGUAGGCAGAUCUCUGCUCCGCUGGUUGCCCAGGGCAAUCCACAACCAGGAGUCUACCCGCAAAAAUAUACCUUCAAAUUGCGAGCCGAGGAGGACAUGGGUUGGGUUCAGCGGCCUUCAGCCUUUGAGUUUCAGAGUCUCCUUUCCAACCUGACUGCCAUCAAGAUCCGAGCAACCUACAGCGAUAGAGGUCAAGGGCUGCUUGAUGACGUCCGUCUAGUCAGUGCCCGGCGGUCAGUCGGUCCUCAAGGCAGCAGGUCUUCGUUUGUAGAGCUGUGUAGCUGCCCGACAGGAUACGUUGGUCAGUUCUGUGAGUCCUGUGCUGCUGGUUACCGCAGGGACCCCUACGGAAAUGGACCCUUCACCCGAUGCAUCCCAUGCGAGUGCAAUGGCCAUGCUGACUACUGUGAUGUGGAUACUGGUGAAUGUAUCUGCAAUCACAAUACGAAGGGACUGAGCUGUGAGCUUUGUCAGGAUGGUUACUAUGGUAAUGCCCUGGAGGGCACGCCCUAUGACUGCCAGCCAUGCCCUUGCCCUGGUGGAACCAACUGCUUUGUAGAUAACCUGGGUGAGGUCGUCUGUACCGAGUGCCCUGACGGCUACGUUGGAAACCGUUGCGAUUACUGUUCUGAUGGAUUUUACGGUGACCCAACUGGAAUCCAGGGAGAACGGACAGCCUGCGGACAGUGCUACUGUAACUACAACAUCGACCCUAACGCUGUCGGCAACUGUGACAGGUUCACCGGAGAAUGUCUCAAGUGUGUCUUCAACACAGGAGGAUUCUAUUGUGAGAAUUGUUUACCUGGUUUCUAUGGAAACGCACUCAGUACUCCCAAGGGGGAACAGUGUCAACCCUGUGACUGCUAUGUCGGCGGCUCAACCAGCAAUGAAUGCGAGCAGACCAGUGGCCAGUGUAGCUGUCUGCCGUACGUGAGCGGCCGUGACUGCAGCGAAUGCUACCCCGGCUACUGGAACAUCGACAGUGGGCGUGGCUGUGAGCCGUGCUACUGCGAGAGCACCGGGUCGACGUCCGACCAGUGCGACAUCCGCACCGGUCAGUGUCCCUGCAAGCCAGGAGUGACCGGUCAGCGAUGUGACGAGUGCCAGUAUGACCACUAUGACUACGCGGUGACAGGAUGUACUCCAUGCGAAUGCAACCCACAAGGCUCCCUGUUCUCCAAUUGCACAGACGAGGGUGUGUGCGAAUGCCGACCAGGCGUUAUCGGGGACAAGUGUGAUUCGUGUGAGGAAAACUUCUACAACAUUGCCCUGGGCUGUAUACCUUGCCCCGAGUGCUACAAUUUGGUGAGGGAUAACGUGAACGUGCAUCGCCUCAACCUUGACGCACUCAGGGACAAGAUCAACCAGAUUUCCAGCAACCCCACCGUCAUCAACGAUACCGACUUUGAGAGGCGACUGAGGGAGCUCGAAGGUCUCCUAAAUCAGACUAUUGAUGAUGCUCAGAGAGCCACAGCUGAGGACCGUACCUUAGCUGAUAAUCUGAACGCCAUUAAGGAUGAUCUGGGAGAUCUCAGAGAUGCCUUAGCUCGCAUCAGGGCCAAGAUCAACGAGGCAGAUGGAGUAACCCAGGAUGCCAAACAAGAUGUUGCGGAGGCUAUGGCCAUCAUAGAACGUCUGAAGAGGAUGUUGCCUGAUGCCCAAGACUACCUUGAUAACGAGGGGUGGGCCCUGCUGGACAGACUCAGGGGACUUACUGCCAACAUGUCGGCUCAGGAUAGGCUCAUGCAGGAAAUGGCAAGAGAGGCUACACAACUAGCUGACAACCACACUCGUAUGGCUUUGAUGGUUGAGGAGACCUCUCGGGAAGCUCUUGAGAUUGCCUACCAGGCCUUGGAGGCUGCGAGAAACAGCGGGACUGGUGGAGACCUGGAGGCGCAGGUGGAAUCGGUGGAACGCAACUAUGUUGAUGCCCAAGAACUGUUCAACCAAGCUUCCCAAGCUGCCGAUGAAUGCUUUGACAGGGCACAACGUGCUGCUGAAGAAGCGCUUCGUUUACUCACCAAGGCGAACAUGCCCCUCUCACCACUCGAUGUCAAUUCCCUCCUCGAGGCUGCUAAUGAUCACAGCUAUAGAGCAGCGGGACUGGUCGGUGAAGCUAACGAUCUGAGGAGAGAGAAUAUCCAGCUCCUGGGCCAGAUUGCAGAUGAUGCACGUAGAGCUGCAGAACUACUUCAGCAAGCUGAGGAUGCAGAAAAAGGCAUUGCCCGUCUGCUUGCGCAGGCCGAUGCUGCUCGAGCCAUCGCCAAUGAAGCGAGGAUGAGUGCAGAGCAAACUCUACAAGAAGCCAAAGAAAUCCUCAAGACAUUGCAAGGAUUCAACGAGCAGAUUGAACAAAGCAAACAAGAGGCUGAUGAUGCCAAGCUGAGGAUCCCCGAUAUCGAGGCCAUGAUCGACCGUGCUAACAUGACGGCCCACAAUGCAUCUGACGCCAUUAGUAACGCAGAGGGCGAUGCCAUGGCGGCUAGGAACUUUGCCAGGAUGGCCGAAGGAAAUGCCACUGCAGCUUCAGAGGCUGCGAGAGCAGUCAAGACAGAUGCUGAAGCCACCAAGCUGGAGGCUCAGGAACAGAAGGACCGUGCUGAUGACCUGAUCGACGAUGCCACUGAACUCAUGAUGAAACUCAAUGCCGCUGAAACCCAGGCAAACGAGGAUGGUGAUAUGGCAGAUCUGGCUCAGGAGAAAGCAAAUGCUGCAAAACAGGUAGCGGGUGCCGCAGUACAGGCUGCACAAGACGCUCUAGAUCAGCUCCAGAUGAUAAAAUCAGAGCUUGAUGGGGCGGGUUCCAUAGAUCUUGAGAGACUUCAAGAACUGGAGGACGAUUACCUCAACAUCAACGCCACCAUCCUCCUAGACUUCAGGCUAGACGAUACCAUGAAUGAACUAAGAGGUUACGCUGCUCAACAACAAGGCUGGAUCUCAGCGUAUCAAUUCGAUCUUAGUGAAAUAAGAAAAGAGGUUACAUCGUUGGAAACUGUCCGUGAUUCCUUGCCCAAUUUCUGUCCCAAUAUUGUGCGCCUUGAGGAACCCCCGGCAGCCCCUUGAUCCAGCACCGCCCCGCACGCCCCUCCCCUCCAAACUUCCAAAUCAUCUUUAUCACCCACCCAUUCUCAUCUCCUGAACUUCUAAAGGGCCAGUUGGUCACUUUUAACAGAACAACAAAAUGUGUUAGAUCUACAUGGAGUGCUUUUUUUUUCAAUUCUUGAAUGGAAUUUGUUUUGCGGUAGGUCUAAUCCAUUUUCGUUGAUGAAUUUACCAUUGCAUUCAAAGUACUUGGCUUUUAUGCAGAGGAAAUGCGAGUGAGGAUUUCACUGUUUCAAGGUUUGAAACUAUUCCGGAGGCAUACCUGACACUGCACCAUACAAUACCUCUUAUUAAUAGCGAUUCAAUCAUCAAAUUAGAGGAAUUAGGUAUUUUCCCCAAAAUAUUUCACUCUAUCAAAUCUUCUUGGAGAGCAUUGGUUAAGUAGUUUCAAAGAAGCAUUCCAUGCAGAUUUAACUACGUUCAUAGUGUUCUUGGCUAGAUAGUUUAUAUUUUACAUUGUACAUUAUAACUCUAUCAAGUAAAGCUUCCUAUAUUACCUCUUAUGCCAUGUUUACGUAAUGGCAUUUGUAUACUUAUUUAUGAUUUGUAGUUUUAUGCUCACAUCUUUACCCAUAUCAUUAGGUAUUGAAAAAGAGCCAACAUUUAAAUUCCAGAAAAUAAAAAUCGUGUUUCCUCUGUUGUUUGUUUUGUAAAUGUUAAUGUACAUCUGCAACGGUAUGAAUUGUGCUAUCAUACUUUUUUAACUUUGAAUUUCUUGAAGAGUUCUGCUUAUAUAUAUUUUAUAUGACUCCAUAUGCAGGACAUUCAUUAUGGGGUUUUAAAACUAAUAUCUGUAGGCAUUUCUAGACAAGAAAAAGAAUAUGAAAAAUGAGUCACUUACAAUUGUAAGUUCCUUAGUAGUAAACUAAAUCAAAAGACAAAGGGAUAAGAAGUAUUAAAAUGUAUCACAUUUGACUCGGUUACAGUGGGGUUAUUUUCAUGCAAGGUAAUGGACAUGAUUGCAGUGAUAUAUUUCCAAGAUUUGAUUCCAUAUAUGACCUAAAAUGAGAAAGCUGACUUCAUAUCCAAUUUUUUGUUGAAUUUAUGGAAUUGUGGAGUUCUAAUUACAGUGAAUAUCACAUCCCCACACUUAACGUUGAUAGUUUUUUAAAGACUUCUUGAUUACGAGCAUGUCCCCUUCUCUAUAGGUUGGCUUAUCAAACUUUUCUAGUAAUUAUUUGUGGGGUUUUAACCUGUUUGCUAGUGAACUCUGACCUUAACCAUAAUGAACUCUGCAGUGAUUGGUUGAUUUACAGUACUCUAUCCUGUUUCUAUGAGAGCUGAAAUGAUGAAUCUUUUGUGCAUGCAGCUUUGCUAACUACCUGCCUUAAGUCCUGCUUUUUUCCCCUUUUUCAGUUUUUCCAUGUCUGUUUUUUUGUUUAGUCGUUAAAUAGUUCUUUGUCUGUUUGUGUGUCAAUGUGCUUUGUGAGUAGAGUAGCAUUCCCCCCCCUAUCACUAAGUGGUGAUAUGAUUUUUUUUCUGAUUCUUUUUGUUUUUUAUCCUUUUCAUUGAGUGUAUUAAAUUCUGUGUGAUUUCUUCAAAAUGCGGAAUAUGUUUAUUUCAUUUAAUUACUUUUUCCUUUCAAAUUUAGCUUGGAGCCUGCAACUGCAUUUAGCUAGUAAUAGAUAGAAAUUGGCAUGGGGUUGGUUUCACAAAGAGUAACGUCUGACUCAGCAUCAUGCUUAUAUGGCAAUGCGCACAUGACAUUUAACAUGUGAUAUUUAAUUGUUGCUUGCAUGGUAGUGCGUGCCCCAUGAACAUCAUUUGACCAAUUUAUUGAUUUUUGUUGUUAGAUACGACACGCAAAUGAGAAUUUAACAUUGAUAUUAAAGACAUAAAUCUUUGUGAAAACACCACCCUGAUCUAAUUGAUUGCUAUUGAUGUAGAAUUUGAAAAUAAUUUGCAUGCUCAACAAUCUAUCGUUCCUAUUGCUUCUCUCUAGUUUCAAAUGCUGAAAUGUGUAUUUUCUCUUAGUCGAAUGCUUCACAAUACCUACAAAGAAGUAGUAUUGCACUGCUUUCCAGAGUAAUAUAAAGCCCAAUUUCAAUAUGGAAUGAGUUUUUUUAUUAUCUUUCGAUGCCUCGUACCAUUGUUACUCAUAUUCAUUGAUACGUUUUUCUUUUUUCCCCUUUUGAUAUCCUUUUCAUUUUUCCUUAUUCAAUAAAAUAGCUCGAAUUUCAUGAAAUGAAAAAUUGACAAUUCAGUUGAGGUGAUGAUUUUGUUUGCAUAAAUUUCAAUAAUAGCAAAUUACAGAAGUUUUAAUACUUAUCUGAUUACCAGUGAAAAUUGACAAUAGAGCUGGGAUUUUUUCAGGGAUUUGGGAUGGCGCCCUAACCCUGCUUUGGUUUUGGUUUUUGUUUCACUGCUUUUUGCUUUAUUAACUGGAUGGUUGCAAUGGCUUGUGGAAAUGAAGUUCAGAGUGGUCAAGUUCAAGCAUAUAUUUCUCAUGUGUUAAAAAGAACAGUUUAAAGUUACAAUAUAAGAAAAAAUAAUAAGAUGACAAAUGCAUUGUGGCAAUUUGGCUAUAAAUCUUGGAGACAAAAUCGAUUGAUUACAUGUGAUAUAGAAAACAUGAGAAAUGAGGCACUAAAAAGUGGAGGAAUGAGGCACUAAAAAGUGUAGUGUGAUUCAAUGAACCUGGAUCAUGUAACUACUUGUAUAGUGACAGGAUGAUUUGUAUGAAAUAUCCCCAAAUGGCUGUUGGGCAAUACUCUGAAAUUCACUUUGCAAAAGUCAUUGCUAUCGUCAUAAUUUUGACAAAUUUUCAUCUGCUUUAGAAAUGUUUGUUUUUGUUUGCUGCCCUCAUUGACCGCCUCCCCUUUGUGCUUUGCUUUUCUCUCUCUCUCUCUUGUCUUAAUGCAUGCUACAGAUUGCUAAUGUGGAAGAAAUCCGGGAUGCCUUGCCUGAGUUCUGCCCUAAUGAAAGCGAGCUAGAACCAUAAGAACACCUUGCAUGCCUCCAUUUCUUACAAAAAAGGUCACUUCUACGGGGUGUGUGAACAAUAGGACAGUUGACUGUGUUUAAUUGGGGUAGUCGCUUGAAAAUGCAUAAAGUCAGAUCCUGAAAUUGUUAUUGAAAAAACACCUUGAAGGGUCACCCUAUGUAGUAUCAAACUAUAAAUAUCACUCAUUCCUGUGGCAACACUUCGCACAAAUGAGUAAACAAGUAUUUUUAGCACUUGAGGUUUUCACCAAAUUUACUGGAAUUACAACCAUCUAUAGCAAGCCAUUUAUACAAUUGCUUGUUAUUGUAUUAAUCUACUGUGCAAAUCACUCAUAAUAUACAGUAUUUUUUUAAUCAGUAAACCUGAAAAAUAUGUCAUUGUGAAGAUAUGUGAUUAUAUUUAGCUCAUCGUUGUAAUAGACUUUGGUGAGGACAUACAAUGACCAGUAUGGCCUGCCAUAGUUAUGUGUAAUUUAAUUCAAUAUUGGGUGAGACACUCUAUUGUAUGUCGAAUAAGUGACCCAGAUACUCUUUUCAAGCCAUCUUUCAAUUAAUCUAGUUCGAAUGAAACUCUGCUUGACUAAUAUAUCUGACCGCACAAACAUGUGUUUUGAUUUCACGAGUGCCAUCCAAUUAAACAAAGUCAACUGUCUUUGUUGUUAUUAAAGAAGUUAUUUUGAGAAAGCAGUCAUUGUUGAAGUUGGAGUAUAACUAUGACUGAAUGUCAAAAGAUCAAUGCCUUUUCUCUGUUGUUCAUCAUCAACAUGCUUGUCUAAGCAAGUCAGGCCCUACGCUGAAAAUGUCAAUCCAAAUCCACUUAUUUCACACCAUGGAUCCCACCGCCUAUCCUCUGCAGAACCUUCCCCGCUUUCAUCUGGAUUCCCUACAAGAAAAAAAAAGAUUCAGCCCACAAGUUGUCCUAGGAAGCAACAAGAAAUAUCUAUGCCAACUUGAAAUGCAACAGUAAAUACGUAUUAUAUUAUGUAAUGUAUGUGUGCAUUGUUUUUUUAAGAGCCUUUCAUUAUUUAUGACCCUUAUUCCUCAUGUUUAAUCAUCAAAUUGGCAACAUACUUGAUAUGCUGCAUCAUGCAAACAAAAUUUGUUAACACGUAAGUUCAUAUAUUACUUGCAACUCUUUAUAAAAAAACAAAAUCUAUUUGUAAAAUUAAUCAACAAUAAAAGCAUUUAUGUGUUAUAAGUUAUAUUAAUCAAUUGCUGUGUGUUUUUUCUAUUCCUUUUAUUAUACUUUUUCAAAAGUUUGUUGACAUCUAUCGUGUACAUAUUUAGCUGUUCAUUUAUAAUUGUGAAAGAAUUGAUCUUCAGCAAUGCAUUAUUUAAGGACCUCAUAAGUAUAUUGUUUGAUAAUCCAUAUUAUGAAUGGCCAAUCGCGGAAAACGUACGCCCUUGUUGUUUGUGAGAGUUGAUUCAGCUUGUAAUCACAGGAGUGAUAAUGAUUCAGUGUUCAAUAUUGCAAUGAAUUGUGUAUCAAGGAACUAUAUUUUAUUAUCAACCAGAAUAAACUAUGGAAAUAUACUGGCUGAAAUUAGUAUAAAAUUGAUAAGCCAAACUAUUCUUUUAUCUCAAAAUUAAAUGAAACUUUGAUGGAAAAAUCAAAAUGCGAGUCAAUCCUAUACUUAUAAAUGUCUACUUAAAUUGCUCUGUACCAAACCAGUUACACUGCCAUUUGUUAUUAGCUUCGUAGAUUUAGAAAUCUUCUUUUAGAAUGUAUUCUAUCCUCAAGACAUACAAAAUCUUCCCAAUAUGCUUCCGAAAUCACUGUCCAAAAAGAACUGCAUUAAAUUUCCAAUAACAUUUCAUUUUAUAUAAAUAUGGUUGUCAGGGAUUGUGAUACAUUGAAAAUUAUCUAUUUAAAUAUUCUGUGUAUAUAUAUAUAUUUUUGAAGAGCUUUGAUUAGAUUGGUUUUGCCAGUACUGCCUCUUGUGAGAGGUAGAACCUAUAUAGCAGUUUUAGAGCAGUGCUAGUACCCCUAUAAUUAGCAUUACCAUUUAAACAUUUCAAUACUGUUAUAUCCCUCGCACAAUUGCCUAAUCAAUUUUUGAACUGGUAAAUCUGACAAACAUGGUAUUUGGAGAAGUUUAGUCACAUUUUGCUGAAAAAAUCUUGAUAUUUCAAGCUUGAUCCUCUCUUUUUAACAAUGGUAUAUAUUGUACAUACGUAGAUAUUGGGAGAUGAUAAUAUUUUGUAUCUAUGAAAAACCCAAAAUGCUGUCAUUUUGAUUGAAACAUAGAUUUGAAAACUCCAUGUUGUGUUUUAUUCAGAUAGAUAGCUGUUAGCUUUCUAGAAAUAAAGAUUAAGCGUGUCUAUUUAAA
Molecule: messenger RNA, 9278 nt
Organism: Lytechinus pictus (painted urchin)
Lineage: Eukaryota; Metazoa; Echinodermata; Echinoidea; Temnopleuroida; Toxopneustidae
Product: laminin subunit gamma-1-like
Exons: 26
Coding region: 1-3966 (1321 amino acids)
Biological process (GO): substrate adhesion-dependent cell spreading; animal organ morphogenesis; tissue development
Cellular component (GO): basement membrane
Source: RefSeq, a predicted model, not a curated record